AUGACUACAAAAAACACUAAGUUUGUGGAUACUGUUUCUUUUGAAAGGCUCCAACAAGCUAUCAAGGAUGUGAAACAAAAAGAAACAAACCUCCAGACAUUGAAAGAGUCAAUUGAUGAUGAAGACGGGUUGAUUGUUCAGUAUCAGAGGUCGCAAGAUUUGGAGGCAAAAAUCGAAGAAAAGGAAGUUGCAUGUAGGAAGUACAAGGUACAAAUCGAAAGAGUUCAAAAAUUGAUACUAGCAAAACGACGGAUAAUGUACGAAGUGAAAGAUAAGAUAGACAAAAAGAAUCAAGACAAACAGAAACUAAUAGACAAAACCGAAGCAUUGGUUGCCCAGGUCGAAACAAAUAAGGACUUGAAAGAGAAGAAAAAGCGAAUCACACACGUUUUGACCUGUCUAGUCUCCUAUAGAAAGACAUUUAUGAUUCAAGAAGUCAUGGAAAUUUUCAAAAUAGAUAUCGAUGGCGGUCCGGCAUCACUGCAACCAAACCGAAAAACCAGUGAUUGUCGUUGCGUGCUUGUGGACACUAUCCGAGGAUUACAUCUACCUCACGUGGCUUCUGUUCAACUAUCCCCACACAACGAACGAGAAACUACCGCAGCUAUCGGACUUUUGGUUCACUUUGUCAAUCUCAUCAGUAGAAUUCUUGGAUACUCACUUCGAUAUCCAGUCUUGCCAUAUGCGUCGUUCUCAAGAGUGUACAAUCCAGUGGAGAAUAAAUUGGCAAUUCUGUCAGGAUCGAGAAAGCGGUCGGAACGAGAGAAAUUCUUCGAAGGACUCGGAUGGAUUGGGAAAAAUAUUGCUCAGCUGAGAGCGGAUUGUGGGAUUCCGACUCCGGUGGCAGAUAAGACGCUUUCGGUGCUAGCAGAUUGGAUUCGAGCAGUGACAGAGGGGUAG
Molecule: messenger RNA, 900 nt
Organism: Caenorhabditis briggsae
Lineage: Eukaryota; Metazoa; Nematoda; Chromadorea; Rhabditida; Rhabditidae
Exons: 7
Coding region: 1-900 (299 amino acids)
Biological process (GO): SNARE complex assembly
Cellular component (GO): endosome; lytic vacuole
Molecular function (GO): SNARE binding
Source: RefSeq, a predicted model, not a curated record